AUGAUUUCCUACGUGGAUUGUUUGGGUGGCGAGGGGGCGGGGCCUGGUGUGGCGUCCCGCUGCUGGAACAAAGACCACGAAGAAGACCUAGAUGAGCUAAUUCCACGAAAGAUGGCUGCCCUGCAGCCAAAGACAGAGGGAAGCCUACGCCGCCGCCUCCUCAGCGCCAAAAUCUACCAACAGCACAGUGCCAUUCUGAACGCCAGCGGCGCCGGACGACCGGGGACGCCUACAGGUGAACUAAAGCUCCACCCACCUCACCUGCAGUAUCCGGGAAACAGUCCGUGGUCACUCCGCCAGCAGCUGCCGCCACACCCCCACGUCCACCCCUCUCUGACCCCAGAGGCUCAUGGGAAACUCUUUUUCACUCCAGAGGUUUAUGGGAAAGCCAGCGCCCAGGCUCCACCCCCUCAGCUGCAGCGCCCCACCUGCCCAGUCCUCUCACCAAGAUACCGGACCGGCUCAGUCCCGCCCACUCCAGAGCCCCGGCCCGGCUACACGCUGCCCAUCCCCUCCCCCCUCAGCGCCUCACCCCCCUUCAAAGAGCCAGAGGUGCCCCCGCAGUACCGUUACAAGCCCAGCAGGAGGCGCAAGACAGCAUUCCUACGCUUCAGACUACGCAGGGGGAGGAGCUCUGGGCGGGAGGCCACACAGACCACGCCCCUCCUGUGUAAAGCAGGGGACGGGGACAGGAAGUGGUCGGUUCACUACACUACCCACAAUCCCCAGCAGGGCCUGGUCUUCAUCCCCGGGAAAAGACGAUCGGGCAGCGCUGACAAUCUGCAAGCAUGUAACGGGCUGAGUCAGCAUGUUGGACCCGGCAGCUGCCAGCCCCGACCACAGAGCCCAUCCUCCUCAGGGCUCGACCAAUCAGAGGGCAGCACGAGCCGCAGACGGUGGAGGGACAAAAGCAGGAAGCUGUCCUCGGUUUUCUCAGAUGAAGACGAGAGGUUCAUCUUGAACAACACGAGGCCCAUGACUCCACUGGUCCUAAACCCCGUCCACGGCACCUCCUCUUGGGACGUCUUUGCCCCGGCCUACGAGCCGACGGUGGACAUGGAGAUUGAGCUGACGUCUCGGCUCCCGACCCCGGAGGAGAAGAUGAGACAGCAGGCAGAGGCUAUCAGAGCGGAUAUUGUCCCUAUAAACAUAACAGGGGAGAGUUUUGAUCGCCAGGCAAGUUUUCGAAGAACCGCUGGCAACACUGACUCGGUACCUCGACGACCUCGUAACCUGGGGCGGCGAAAGACAGUUACUGGAAUACCUGAAGGUGCCAGCCUAAGAAAGGACUCUUCAAUUUCAGCGGGUCUUCCUGGCCAGUUCUCCACCGUGGGUCGACCUGCCUCCUCCUGCUCCUCUGCACACUGGGAGAAGAAAAGAAAGGAAGAGGUGGAGGAGGUGGAGGAGGCGGAGGAGAGGGAGAGGCAAGAGGCCAAGGAGAGGGGGUACUCAUUGGGGAGAAGGAUCCGAGCCCCUAAAGGAGAGGGGAUGUCGAGCCUCAUGGCCGCCCUGACCUCCUCACCUCGCUCUAGUUCACUGCAAGACCACAGCUCCUCCUGUGGCUCCUCUUCAGAGUUUCACAGCCUCCCACGUCUGUCCACCAACUCCUCUCUGAACUCCCAGAUCAGCUGUAACAGCGUCCCCUACAGGACACUCAGUGCUUCUUCAUCCUGCAGCCAGGAGUUCCAGGGUUUCCCCAGUGACCUCCAGCCUCUGCUGCCAUACGAUCCAGCUGCCAGAGUCAUCCCCCAGUCUCCUUCUUCCUCCUCUUCCUCUUCGUUUCCCUCUUCACCCCUUUCCUCCUCCCUCCCAGGAACCCCAAAACGCAUCCUGAAAUCUGAGUGGUCCUACCCGAGUGAGACCCCGCUGAAUGAGGCUGCUCAUCUCAGUUCUUCCUCUCAGUAUCUGUCCUCCUCGCCCUCAAUCACAAACUCGGAGUCUCAGUUUAGUUACCAGACUCUGGAUGACGUGUCAGCCCAGCUCGACUCUGAAUGCUCCUACAAUGAAGGCACGUGGAACUAUCAGGCCCUCUCCCCAAGCUCCAGCAUCCAAAGUGGGCAGAGCAGGGUUGACUGGAACAGCCUCACCCAUGAAAUGAGGUGUGUUUCGGGGGAAGGUUGGAGCUGUGAUCCUCUGCUCUCCUCUGGUCGCUCUACUCCCUCUCAAGUUGACAGCAACUCAGUGUGUUCUGAGAAAAUACCCUCCUCUCCCUCUCUGAAUCGGGACAAAAGGAAGUCUAGCACCUCCUCCUCAUGCUCACGCACCUCCACCCGUAGCAUCUCCCUUCGUAAAACCAAGCGUCCACCUGCUCCUCCUCUGCGCUCAGACUCUCUAAGGCGGCGCCCUGUUCGUAUGAAACCUCCUCGGUCCCACUGCAGUCCCCGCCUUGAGAGGAGCCCCAAGCCAACACCACCUUCAUCUCCUCAGACCUUCCAUGAUCCGUGGGUGCCUCGGAGCAACACCAAAAGACGCCAGAGUGGACUCAACUGUGGGACCGUCACUACUUUUGAACCUUUAAUCCCACAUCUGCAGACUGCACCCUCCACUGAGUAUGCUCCCUGUGAGCAGGUGCUGCCAAGUUCCAGCCAGUCCAGUGCUCAUGAUUUUACUGGUGCCGGGCUGCAUCGUCUGGCUUCUCCCUCCAGUGGAUACUCCAGUCAGUCCAACACCCCUACUCCUGGAACUCCUGUGUCCUCUCCACUUUCUCCAUCCUCGCCUCUUGCAGCUGGCUCCGGGGCUUUCUUCCACUCCCCGACUUCCCCGCUCUCUGCUACACGUCCCUUGCCUUCCCCUCUGCCCUCCUCCCUGCCCAGGACAAGAUCUCAAGGAGAAGGGCGACCAAAACCACCAAUCCCAGAGCGCAAAUCAUCCCUCAUCUCCUCCCUGUCCUCUUCAUUCUCCUCCACUUCUUCUCUGUCUUCUUACACAUCCUCAGAACACCCGAUCCUCCCUGCUCCACCUGCUCCUCCUCCUCUUCCUUCUCAGUCAGUCUUCUACUCCCCCAAUCAUGAGUCUCCUCCUCCAGCUCCUCCGUCUUUCACCAAACUCUCCGCUGCUCCUUCCCCUCCACCUUCAUCUCUACCUCCUCCGCCUCCCCCGCCUCCUCCUCCACCUCCUCUUCCCCAUCUAUUCUCUCGUCCACCUCCUCCUCCGUACUCCUACGCAGUCAGGCAGAGCUCCCAUCAUGUUGUGCGAGCAUCCAUGGCAUCAUGCAACAAUUCCCCCACAACCUCAACCCCCCAACCUCCCCGUCCGUGUACUCCACCUCCUGAUAGGUCAGAAACCCCAAUGUUGCCAAAUGCUGAUGCUCCCCAUCCCCAACCACCACCUCCUCCUCCUCUGCCUCCUCCACCAACGUCCCCUUCAUGUCCUCUCUUCCUGCGGGACGUCAGUAAGUCUCCAAGUCGGUUUGCCAGGGUGUCCACACCUCCCUGUCCCCUUGUCACGACCCAAGCCUUGCAGGGCAUCAAGCUUCGUUCAGUCAAGAGCCAGGAGGGCCCACUUACUGAGGCCAGCAGCAGCAUUCUUCAACAAAGUCAAGAAGCUCAACCAGAUAGUGCAGUGCAGGCUCAUGCUGAUCUUAACCCCAACCCUAAACCUGACCCCAAACCUAACUUUUUCCCUGAUACUAAUCUUAUCCCUGACUCUAAACUUAACCUUUCCCCUAUUCCUAAACCUAGCCUUAUUUCUAAGCCUAAUCCUAAUCUUCUCCCUGACCCUAAACAUAACCAUAUCCCUGAACCUAAACCUAACAUUUCACCUGAACAAAACCCUAAUCCUAUCCUUUAUCCCAAACUUAACCUUUUCCCUGAACCUAAAUCUAACAUUUCCCCUAAUCCUAAACCUAACCUGAUCUCUGACCCCGGCCGUGCAGUCUCUGAAGGAACAGGACCUAGAGCACAAAAAGGUAUCUGUUAUCAAGGCAGCAAUGAAGCCGAGAUCACAGGUCCUCUUAAGGAUGACGCCAGCCUUGAGAAUUCAGCAAACCUUGAUGCAAAGAGACCAGGACACAAACCAGACCAGGAUUACUACAAUCUAACACACACCAAGGCAAAGACACCAAAGUCAUCUCAUACUAAUCCUCAGAGAAGCUCUGGAAUGGAGCUGUCCAAUGGUGGAAUUCCUCAAGAAAUAUUUUUUCAAGAACAAAAGAAGGGAGAUGCAGAGAUGUAUGUUUUACCAUCGAACAAUCAUGUCUCCAGUCCUGAUGGUCCCUGGGUCAAAAUGCCAAACGGCGCUGAUGAAAACUUCCAUGACCUAAAAAUCAAGCACAAAGCUUUGCAGCAAGAGGUACCAGGAAGAAUUUUACAAGAUGCUGAGAAGCCUGAACCUGCAAAAAGACAAGGGCACACUGAAGAAGCCUGGAAAACAGAGUCAUCAUACUGGACUCUCUCUGGAACAAGACCUAGAGGAAGCCAAACACGACUGUCUGAGACCAGAAAUGAUGAAAUGAUAAACAACAAGAAGAAUCCAGAUAUGCAGAAUCACACUGUACCUGAUGGAGACUCCAGUGAUUUAAAACAGAACCACAGGAUUCACAGCCCAAAGAAGCUCCGAUCCCCCGAGAAGCCAAUCCUGCCGAAGAAGCCCGAUCUCUGCAUUCUGAGUCUGAUGGCGUCCCCUGAGGCCAGGAAAGGACUGGGUGAUAGAGCACUCAACUCUGGACUCAACAACCAAUCACAGCCUCCCACUGAUUCCACCAACACAACUUCAAACUCAUACAAAACCACCUGUAGUGUGAACAAGACCUCAUCACCGGAGAAGUCAGUGGCACAGACUUCUUCACCUCAAUGCGCAGUCUCUGAUUGGCCUUUGGACUCAACGCCGUCUCACUCACCAGUCAGCUCCCCUCAGAGACAGAAACCUUUGAUUUUACCCAAGAAGCCUGAUCUGACAAUGACUUCACCCAAAACAACCAAACCCAUACGUUCAUCUAAAAACAGACCCAGAAGCCCCUCAGGGACUCAAGGCUACUCCGAGAUCUCUGCUCUGUCACAGACAGACAGACAGAAAACAUCUGGCAAUAUGGAAACUGUGAUGGCUGGAAAGAUGUUAAAUGGGCCCUCGGGAGGUUGGGGCACCAUGCAGACCGGAAGCAGCUGUGGGACUAUGGGGAUCUAUGGGAACUAUGGUCCGUCAGGGGUCCCGGGUCCUGCUGUACCCUCGAGCAAGCUUUCUCCUAACACCAUGAAUAAUGGGACAAGUCCUCUGGAGAAUUGUAAUUCCUUAGGAACACGAGGAACCUUGGACACUUGUAGCACCUCAGAGAAUUCAACAGUACACGGACUGACUGACCCCCAUGCUGCCCUUAUCAGGACCAGACUCCAUAAUGAAAAAUCCUGUCACCGGAGGAUGAUGAGGUCCUCGCUGGCUGAAGAUGAAGAUGAAAAUGAGAGGGAGGAGGAGGGUGGGAUGAAGAUGAUGCCAUCAACUAUGAGGAAAAAAGACAAAACAAGAAAGAGGAGGAAGAGAAGGACAGGCAGGCAGCUCCUGAUCAUGUCAUCGGCAAUGGAGCCUUCUCCCUCAUCGUCAUCAUCAUCAUCUUCAUCCUCAUCGUCGACUUCAUCAUCCUCAUCGUCCGGAGACGAGCGUGAUGCGCCUAAAAACAGAAUGAUGCAAAAAAGACCGUCGACGAGAAUGACAGAAGAUUGUGAUAGAGUCAACAGUGACUUUGAGGCCUCCUGUCCCCAGACUGGUCAUAAUAAUUUCCCCCUCAGAGGUGCACUGUCCACUGACAGCCUGAAGGGGGAGCUCUCACUUCCAGAACUUUGCAUAGAAGAAUCAGUGGUGGACGUAAAGAAGGAGGCGUUCAGUGAGGGAGCUAAGGUGACUGAGGAUGGACAACCCGCAGAUGCUGACGUAUUUGUGAGAGUUUCAGCAGAUCAGAUGUUCGCCUCCAGUCGACCACGAACCACGGACGAUCUGUUCGCUGUCAUCCACAGGUCUAAAAGAAAGAUGCUGGGUAGAAAGGCUCCAGAAGACGACAGACAUCGUAUCUCCUCUUCUUCUUCCUCCUCUCCUCCUGUCUCCCCCACGGACCCCAUCCCUCGUCCGGCUCGCCCUUCAUCCCUCAGAGGUCAGAGGUCAGCGAGGAGUGAGAGCUUCAAGGCCCUCCUGCUGAGGAAGGGGAGCCGCUCUGAGCUGUCGUCUCGACUCUCAGCUGUCGAGCGUCUUCGCGUCGUCGCUGCGUCGCUGCCUCUGCCACCGCCGCCGCCUCCACCAGACGACCCAAACGCCAAGUCAUGUGAUAUAAACACCCAUCUGACCGUGGACGUCCCCGUGUUGCCAACGUCCUCAGUCAGUCUGUCUAUGAUGUUCACCUGGAGUCAGAAUCACCUUCUUCUUAACCCCGCCUCCUCGCCUUUCUUCUUCCUGUCCUCCUCCUCCCUACGUCCUCGCUCCCGCACCCCUCCGUGCUCCUCCAGCCGACGCUUUUCUGCUCGCAGUCGUCUCUAUGCCGCCCCCAUGACGGCCAUCUAUGAAGAAGAGAGUGAGGAGGAGGAGGAGGAGGAUGAUGAGGUUUUUAUGGAGUCCCCCAGGAAUGAAGGAGAACCUCGUCAGCAGCUGGUGGAGACUUCCUGAUGGACUGAAACACUCUAAAGAUCAUCCUGCUGUUUGGAUCCAGCCGUGUUCCAGCCUUGAAUUCAGUAAAUCUCUCCUGAGCGAGAUCUUCAUCAGAAACAUGGCAAACACUGCCGCAGUGACCUGAACCUGAUUGGACCGACUUGAAGCUGAUGAAUUGAAUGUAAAGAAGCACACCACACUGUUGAAUAAAGGGCGUGCCUCUAGUAGCAACACCCAACUACAGAAGCCUGGAAGGGACAUGUAGAGUUAUCCUCAUGCUUUCUUGAGCCCCAAAAACCUCAACUUAACGUACCUAAUGUCGAACUACGGUACUUUUCUACCAUGUUUGUCUUUGCUUGAUAAGAUUGUCUUUUUAUACUAAUGCACGAUACUGGAAAUGCAUUUAUAUUCUUUUUCUUACUUAAAGUACAUGAGAUUGUUUUAAAUUCAGUAAUAUAAUGUUUAUUUGGCUAUAUUUUUGAACUCUCAUGCAAAACUCAAGAGCACAUUUUAGCAUUUCUGACUUUCCAUUUGACCUGCCCCUGUGCUUUGACUGCCUCCCAGUGCCUAGACUUUCCUCUAAAGGUCUGCUUGCUCUCAGAUUUUUAGUUGCUAGCUCAAAUUUCCUGCAGUCACGUUCAAAUAGCUUCUCCCAUUCAGGUCAAUUCUGCUUGUUUGUGAACCUGACACUGAUUUUCCCCUGUGUGUACCAAGCUUUCGAUGUGGUGUACGAAACUUAACAUGCGGCUUAGAAAACUGAUCUUUAUGUAUGGCAAACGGACCUUUUUCCAUGUCGAAUGAAACUUUCUCUGCGGCAUGUAAACGUUCCCUCUGGAAUACAAAGCUUGAAUUUCUCUCAAAACUUUUUCUGUGGUGUCUGAAGCUUUCCCUAUGUCGUACAAAUGCUCUGUGGCAUUCAAAAUUUUCCCUGUGGCAUACGAAACUCUGGUUGCAAAACGUAACUUUCUCUGCGGCAUACAAAACAUUACCCCUAUAGUGUAUAACAAUAAACUUUCUCUAAGUUUUUCAUGGUG
This is a messenger RNA of Cheilinus undulatus (humphead wrasse), 7598 nucleotides long. RefSeq names its product NHS-like 1a (gene nhsl1a). Gene Ontology annotation, biological process: cell differentiation. The coding region runs from base 1 to 6582 and encodes 2193 amino acids. NCBI's taxonomy places the organism in Eukaryota, Metazoa, Chordata, Actinopteri, Labriformes, Labridae. The record is from RefSeq and is a predicted model, not a curated record. The transcript has 11 exons.